Venturia canescens is the source of this 5757-nucleotide messenger RNA. RefSeq lists its product as uncharacterized. Gene Ontology annotation, molecular function: transmitter-gated monoatomic ion channel activity involved in regulation of postsynaptic membrane potential; glutamate receptor activity. Bases 190 to 5625 code for a protein of 1811 amino acids. The transcript is spliced from 32 exons. The record is from RefSeq and is a predicted model, not a curated record. Gene Ontology annotation, biological process: monoatomic ion transport; synaptic transmission, glutamatergic; modulation of chemical synaptic transmission. NCBI's taxonomy places the organism in Eukaryota, Metazoa, Arthropoda, Insecta, Hymenoptera, Ichneumonidae. Gene Ontology annotation, cellular component: plasma membrane; postsynaptic density membrane.
UUGCGUACGGAUCGCAGCUUUAAACUUCGAGUCUUGAUGCUCGGAAGGGAGAUAAAAGUUGACUUUCAGUUUAAUUAUCAAGUGAUUGAUAUUCUCGAUAAUAAAUAAUAAAAAAAAAAAAAAAAACGUUAGUGGAGUGAUUCUAACACUCUUUUAAAUCGGAAAUAGUUGAUCUAGGAUGAUCGUAAGAUGCUGAAAAAAUGUUAUUUCGUCUUUUGUUAUUUUGUGAUAUUUUUGCCACUGGUGCCGGGGUUUUCCAAAAGGAUUAAAUUGGGGAGCCUCUUCGAAGAAGAUGAUCCCCGUCAACAAGCGUUUUUACUCUCGGUAAAUGCGGUCAAUACAUUGCGGCAUACGGACGAGGAAUUAGCCAACUUUUACCUCGUCGCAGAUACUAAUACUGUCGUCAACGAUGCCUUCGAAGUUUCCGAACACGUUUGUACUCUUCUCGGGAAGGGAGUCGUUGCAAUUUUCGGACCUUUCGAUAAAAACGCGGCCGAACACGUGCAGAGCAUAUGUGACACAGUGGACAUGCCGAAUAUCGUUGCACGAUUGGAUGUCGAUCCAGGCAGAAUGCAGUAUUUUAACUUCUAUCCUCACGCCGAUGGACUUGCGAUGGUUCUUCUGGGAUUGGUGACCGAAUAUGAAUGGAAAUCGUACACAGUGUUGUACGACAAUUACGAUGGUCUUGUUCGUUCGAAUGAACUGCUCAAAAGAUGGAAUCCCAAGGGAUAUCCAGUGACCAUUCGACAUUUGGGAAGUGGGCCAGAUUUCAGGGACGUGCUGCUUGAAGUGAAGCAUUCGACGGACGUGAACAUCGUGUUUGAUUGUUCCAACGAAAUCCUCAACGACGUUCUCGUACAAGCACAGCAAGUGGGCAUUUUGUCCGAUCGCCAUCAAAUCAUUGUCAGCAAUUUGGAUCUCCACAAUCUCGAUCUAGAACCUUAUCAAUAUUCCGGAGUCAAUUUCACCGGAAUGCGAUUGGUGGACAUAGAAAAUGAGGACUGUGAAGGAACAUUCAACGAUUAUUUAUCGGAAAUGAAAUUGGAAAGUUUGUCACAAUUGAGCACAGAGGCUGCCCUCAUUUACGACAGCGUACAGUUUUUCGCAAGAGCUUUUAAACGAGCCACGGACGCUUUGGACGGGGACAUUAAAAAAAUGACAUGCGACAAUUUGGAAACUUGGGAGUUUGGCGCGAGUUUGAGCAAUUAUUUGCGCACCACGGAGAUGCACGGAUUGACCGGCUUGCUGAAAUUCCAAACAAACGGGCUGAGAAGCGAUUUCAAGCUUGACAUUUACCAACUGACUCCCGAUGGCCCCAAAACUACUGGCAUUUACAACAGUUCGACUGGAAUCAGUUGGCGAGUCUCUGAAAAUGCAGUAGCAGCGGUCGAAGACGAUGACAUGUCAAACAAGACUUUCAGAAUCCUCAUUGCCCUGAAUCCACCGUAUAACAUGCUGAAGGAAUCUUCAGCAAUGAAAGUGGGCAAUGAUCGAUACGAGGGUUAUGCCAUAGAAAUAAUCCACGAGCUCAGCAAAUUGUUGCACUUCAAUUACACGUUCAUCGAAACUGAUCCUGAUUAUGGCAGCAAGAGAAAAGAUGGCACAUGGUCUGGAAUGUUGGGUGCCAUCAUUGCGGGUGAAGCAGAUUUGGCCAUAACCGAUUUGACGAUUACUGCGGAGCGAGAAAGUGCCGUCGACUUUACGAUGCCAUUUUUAAAUCUCGGAAUAAGUAUCCUCUACAAAAAACCAAAAAAAGCACCACCCAAUUUGUUCUCUUUUCUGUCGCCGUUCUCCAAUCAGGUUUGGCUUUACUUGAGUCUCGCUUACAUGUUUUGCUCGCUAUUGUUAUUCGUAAUUGGAAGAAUGUGUCCAUCCGAAUGGGAUAAUCCCUAUCCUUGCAUCGAAGAACCAGAACAAUUGGAGAAUCAAUUUACCCUGAAGAAUUCAUUCUGGUUCACAAUUGGAGCCAUUAUGCAGCAGGGUUCUGAAAUCGCACCGAUUGGAAUGUCGACGAGAAUUUUCGCCGCUUCUUGGUGGUUUUUCUGUCUCAUUAUCGUUUCAUCUUACACGGCGAAUCUCGCGGCUUUUCUUGUCGUCGAAACCCCCGUUAAAACCAUCAAAUCAGCCGAGGACCUCGCCGACUUGGAUGGCGAAAUUCAAUAUGGCGCCAAGAAAGGGGGUUCGACUUUCAAUUUCUUCAAGGGCUCCAACUACUCGACUUAUGCAAAAAUGUAUAAAUACAUGGAGGAGCAUGCGGACGAAGUCCUCCCCGACAGCAAUGAACUGGGCAAAAAUUGGGUGCUCGAUCCAGACAAAAAAUAUGCGUUUCUUUCGGAAUCCUCGUCGAUUCAGUACAUCGAGCAGAGAGAAUGCGACCUGACACAAGUCGGUGGACUCUUAGACGCGAAAGGUUACGGUAUUGCGAUGCGAAAAAAUUACAAGUACAGAAACAGAUUUAAUACGGCGACGUUGCAUCUUCAGGAGACCGGAGCACUUACCCAAAUCCAGAAGAAGUGGUGGGAAGAAAAACGCGGAGGUGGUAAAUGCAAGGAGGAAGGUGGAUCGGCUGCUGCUUCGGAAUUGACUUUAAACCACGUCGGAGGUGUUUUCCUCGUACUAGGAAUCGGUGUUGCCCUCUCCGUGCCAUUUUCACUCUGGGAGUUAGUAUUCGAAGUCGGUCUUAUCGCGUACAAAGAAAAAUUAUCAUUCAAGAAAGAAUUCAUGGAUGAAAUGAAAUUCGUAAUGAAGUGCAAAGGAAGUGUCAAACCCGCGAGACAAAGGAAAUCUUCGUCUCAUGGUACUGAGGCCAGUACCGAAGGUGGUACGCCACCUUAUGGACCAGUACCAACAGUCAUAACAACGGCAGCGAAAGACGAAUUGGUGACGUUUCAGGAUAAUUGUAUCCGAAUUGUGCUCGCGAGGAAGUCGAGCAAGCGAGAGAUGCGAAAAAAAAAUUGGUUCACUCUUUUAUGGUUUGUCACAUCGGUGACAUCAGUACGAGCAUUUGUUAAAAACAUAAAAUUGGGAUUGUUGUGCGAGAAAAACGAUACAUUGCGGACUGCAUUCUCUGCAGCUGUAAAGCUCCACAAUCAAUCGAGAGGCAACAACAAUUGCUUGGCGCAGCUGUAUUUUCAUGAGGAAUUGUACGAUAUUGAAGACGACCUGUUUGCCACCCACGACGCAGCAUGCAAACUUUUCGACUCCGGAGUAGCCGCAAUCUUCGGGCCGAGUGGAAAAAAAUCUGCGCACGUGCAAAACAUGUGCGACGGAGCGGAUAUUCCGAAUAUCGUUGUGCACCCGGAGCUCGAGCCGAUGAGAAAUAGAGCUUUUAACUUUUUUCCUCAAACUGAGAUACUCGGAAAGUUGUUCGCAAACGUCAUAACAGAAUUUCAAUGGAAAGCUUUCACAAUAUUGUACGAAAGUUCUGACAGCCUCGUGGGUAUAGAUGCACUGUUGAAAAGGGGCAACCCUAAAAGCCACACUGUGGCGAUUCGUCACUUGGGUGCAGGAAGAGAUUUCAGAAAGGUACUGCUCGAUGUGAAAAAAACGAAAGUGGAAAAUCUCGUGAUCGAUUGCUCGUACAAUAUUCUCGAACUCGUACUCCGACAAUGUCAGCAAGUUGGUCUCAUGUCUGACGGUCAUAGCAUCAUGGUGACAAAUUUGGACUUGCAUACGAUUGAUUUGGAACCGUAUCAAUAUUCGGGUGUGAAUUUGACGGGGUUUCGUCUGAUUGACCUUGAAUAUGCGGCCCCGGGAUUGAAUUUCGAACGAUUUUUAUACGAUGUGAGAGUCAACGACAUUGGCCAACUGCGGGUUCCAUCUGCUCUUAUGUACGACGCAGUGAUUCUUUUCUCAACAGCAUUGCAGCGAGCUCUGAAAUUCCGUAACGGUGAAGCCCAAAAACUAAAGUGCAAUGGUUCGGAUUAUUGGGAUUUUGGUACUGUUUUGAACAACUACAUUCGCACCACUGAAAUAAGAGGAGUGACCGGAGUCGUUAAACUCAGUCACAACGGAUUACGCGAAGAUUUCAAGCUCGAUGUCGUUAAUUUGCAACGUGACGGUUUACAAACAAUGGCGUAUUUCAAUAGCACGCAGCAGUUCAUUGAUUGGGAGCCAAAUGAAAGGUUGAAAGCCCUCGCCGAAAAGGAUGAUUUGCAUAAUAAAACUUUCAGAGUUCUCAUCGCACUGGUUGACCCGUACAACAUGCUUACUAAAUCAGCACUCCCACAAUCUGGCAACGACCGUUACGAAGGAUUCGCCAUUGACAUUAUUCACGAGAUCAGCAAAAUUUUGAAUUUCAAUUAUACUUUCAUCGAAUGCCAAGACUAUGGAGACGUCGAUAAUGUCACUAAAAGAGCGACUGGCAUGAUCGGUAAACUUGUGAGGGGGGAAGCGGAUUUGGCGAUAACGGAUUUUACCAUUACAUCGAAGCGCGAAAAUUUGGUCGAUUUUACGAUGCCUUUCAUGAAUUUAGGUAUCAGUAUACUUUAUAGAAAGCCAACAAAAGCAGCACCGAGCCUCUUCUCGUUUCUCUCGCCCUUCUCGAACAACGUGUGGCUCUACUUGAUGGUCGCAUACGUAGUUUGCUCCUUUCUGCUGUUCAUCAUCGGCCGUAUGAGCCCAAAAGAAUGGACGAAUCCUUACCCCUGCAUCGGAGAGCCUGAGCAGCUCUACAACCAGUUUACGCUCAAAAACUCUUUUUGGUUCAUGGCCGGAGCAUUGAUGCAGCAAGGAUCUGAAAUUGCGCCAAUUGGCAUAUCAACAAGAACUUUGGCUUCGUCUUGGUGGUUUUUCACCCUCUUAAUUAUUUCUUCGUACACGGCUAAUCUCGCCGCGUUUCUCGUGGUCGAAACAAACGUGAAAAUCAUCAGGUCGGCCCAGGAUCUGGCCAACAUGAACGGAGCGAUCAAAUAUGGUGCUAAAAAAAAUGGCGCCACGUGGGAAUUCUUCUCGAAUAACGAUUCUCCGAUGUAUGCGAAAAUGCAUGAGUACAUGCAGAACAAUCCAGACGUGAUGACCUCUUCGAACAAUGAGGGUGUUAGUAGGGCGUUGGAUAAUAAUCAAAAUUAUGCUUUUUUAAUGGAAUCUUCGUCGAUCGAGUAUAUCACGCAGAGAAAAUGUAAUUUAACUCAAAUUGGUGACUUAUUGGAUAACAAGGGUUAUGGAAUCGCGAUGCCCAAAAAUGCAGAGUACAGAAAAAAGUUCAGUGAUGCUGUGCUGCAUUUGUCAGAGAAGGGAGUCCUUCGCAAACUCAAAACAAAGUGGUGGGAGCAGAAAAAUAAUGGUGGAGCUUGUGACGGUGAUCAAUCAGCCUCCGCCUCUAAACUGACUCUGGAUCACGUAGGUGGGGUUUUCCUCGUUCUUGGACUCGGGGUAGCUUUUUCCAUGAUCUUUGCACUUUGGGAAUUUGCCUGGCAUAUUUGUUGCACUUCUUAUAAGGAAAAUUUGUCAUUCAAGGACGUACUGAUAGAGGAGUCGAGGUCGAUAAUCAAGGCAAAAUCGAGCGUCAAGUCAGCGAGGAGACGAACACAAUCAUUGGAAAUAAUGGAUUCGAGCACGAGAGCGAGUACACCAGCCUUCGGAUUUGGUCCAACAGUCGUGAUGACGCCAUCGGACGACGAAUGAUUUUUCGAUCAGUGAUCGUUUUUUUUUCAUUUUUAUAUUCAAUGACAAGGAUGAAAAACGCCUUCAUAGCUAAGCAACAGUCGAGCUGUGAAUAGCAAUGAAUCUUGGAUGUUAGUAAAUAUUUCUUCAGUG